AUGACAAGUAUUCUGAGCGGUCAGAACGCUUUGCAGCAGCUUCCUUCUUCGGCCAGGCCGAAUGAAGAUUCGAUUGUAUCUUACAAGCUUGAUUCUAAGCUCCAAACAAGACGUAAAAGUUUGAGCACUUCCAAUGAUUCCGGGGUUGAGGUGUUGAAAGUGUCCAAGAAUGGAAAAUUGUACCCUCGACGCCUGGCAUUUUCUCCUGAUCAUCGGUGCAUUUACGUGACAACAAACCGAUUUCGAUCUGUCAAGGGAUUCCUGAAGUAUGCGCUGCAAACAUCCAGAGAAGUGACAGCCAGAACCAUUGGUAUUGGAGCCAUCGACCACAUUCUCCGUGGACAACAGACCAAACGGUUUGCCAUUGCCCGAGUGACAGCACUUUCCAACGAGGGCGACUCUGUGAUGAAACUCAUGCUGGAGAGCGAAUCCAUGUCAUUUAGCGUGGUCUAUCGAGUAUCACCCGACAACUCUCCCCUGUCAUCCGGCAUCCCCAUGAUUGAUGGAGCAUUGGCAGCCAAACAACAAACCAACCAAUACGACACGCUCGAUCUCAUCCUCCCCAAUCAACAAUCCUACGAAACUCUUUUAGCUUCUCUGGAAGACUUGAUCGCACUACACCGAGAAGAACGCAUGCGCUAUGCUAGAAACAUCCUGCUGCUUCAACUUCAUUGGGGAGAUCUCGGAAAACAACUCACGGAUAGCAUGUCGGCAUCAGAGUGGUUGAUUCUAUGUGACAGAAUGAAUAUUCCGCUCUCCAGAAAUGAACAUUCCAGACUCUACAAAAACUACGAAAAACAACUAAACGAAGGUGAGGGAAUGCUGUUCUCUUACGUAGGAGAAAUACUCGAAGAUAUUGAGGCUGAAACGAUCAAUGAUCCGUGUGACGCCGUAUGGAAGGAUAUUGUUUCCACGGAUCCCAUUCCAGCCGUCAAAGUUGGUCGCGCCGAAGAUGACGCAUCCUUGGAGCUUCUCAAUGAUGAAGGCGAGGAGGAAACUAUCUCAGCUGUCGCUCUGCUCAGCUUUAUUCGAUCACAACAAAAACAAUUCUCAUCUUCGCUAGAAGAUGCCAUCAAUCUCAUUCAUACACUGAACAAUCAAAUCACAUGGGAUGACUUGGAAGACUCCCAGAGAUUCGAUGUUACAGAAGAUACCCGAAUAGCUUCUCUGGAUCGACUUGGGAAGUCUCGCUUCGUGGCGUUCCUCCUCUCCGAUUAUAACGAUAUUUAUGAUCCGGCAGCUUGUGUGCCGAAACCAGAGGAAAUGUGCAUGCCACUAAGCGACUAUUGGAUACACACCAGCCACGACUCCUAUCUCGCCAAGGGGAACGAUGGCGCACUCGGGGGUCUCAAACGUGUGGCUUGCACGGAAAACGGACCCAAUGGUGCUGCCGCAGGAGGAGGAACAAGUGCACUUGGCGGAACUGAUAGCGCCAAGGAAAUUGUCGAUGAGCAAAUGUAUCUUUAUGCUCUGCAGCGAGGUGUUCGAUGCUUGGAUUUAGAUUUGUGGGACGGGACGACAGGGGCGCCGGUUGUGGCCAAGUCCGAGCCAACUGGAACCGACGGAACAAUCCCUUUGGCGGUGGUCUUGCGGAACGUCCGCUCUUUCCUCAAGCACAACCCAAUGUCUUAUCCUGUCAUUCUGCGAAUCGAAAACCACUGCUCCUACGUGGUGCAACAGAAAGUGGCACAACAAAUCACUCAUAUCCUUCUUGGAGCCAACAUCCUCGCUAAACCAGACAUUGAGGCGAUGAAUGAGAGAUCCCCGUUGCCGAGCCCAGACGCCUUGAAAGGCAAGGUCCUCAUUAUGGGAAAGCGUCCCUCUGUGGUGGAAGACGGUGCAAGGAUUCUCAACGAUGACUAUGACGACGAAAACGACACCACAGACGAGAAGCUGUAUCAAAACUUGACAUACGACGAAGAGGAGUUUGACGAUAUGAAUAACCAUGUCAUUGGCUUCAACUCUUCUGGACCCAUCACUGCGUCGGGCCCUCCUCCUGGCCGAGAGGCGGAUCACCAAAGAUCAUUGGAGGUCGUCUUGAACGAAGCAAUGGAGGAUGCGGAACAGGCAAAGCAGGCUGCGUCACUUGCAGAAGCCCGCGCUGCACGUCUUCAAUUCGAAGCCGGAGAAGCCGAAAAGCUCGCGGCCAAACUAACUCAGGAGGCCGGGUUGACUCCGGCAGAAGUCAAAGCUGGCGCAGCCAACAGUCCUCGCAGCGAAGGCCAAGGUGUGGAAAUGCAGCUAAAAACCAGCAACUCGGGGCCACACGACGAAGGCCUUGAAGUGCAAGAAUUUCUCUAUGAGGAGGUAAAAGGCUCGAGGAGCAGAUAUUCAUCUGUCAUUAGCGAAGCCAUUGAGGCGUCGGAAAAUGCCACCGAGAAGCUCACCCUCUUGAACGAGGCUGACUCGGCUCUUCGCAAUGCCGAAACAAGCUUGUCCCAAGCCAAGCAGAGGGAGAAGGAUCUGGCGGAACAGUCCAGGCGGGCUGCCGUGGAGGCUCGGUGUAACCGAGAGCAUGCCGGAAUAGCCAAGAGAAGGAUCGCCACUGUACAAGACUUGGUCAAGAAAUGUGAAGAGAAUGCCAACAGUGCCAGAACUGUCGUCGUCACCGCCACUACCGAGGCCAAGAUAAGCGAGAGGCGUGCUGGGGAGGCGGAAGCCCGCGCUGGCCGUGCGCUGGCAACGGCGGAAAGAGAUCGCAGUCGAGCCGACGCGGAAACCAAAAAAGAAGAAAAGCUGGAGGAAGAGGCCUCCAAACUUCACACGGAGCGAUCUGAGGCGAGCGAUACCGCCAAGUUGGCAAGGGACCGCGUUGAAAAAGCCGCCGCCAUGCUGGAACGAGUGGAUGAACAAGUCAAACUGAUCGAGAAGAGCCACCAGUUCAAGGAAGAAGCCAGGGAAAAUCCAAUGUAUCGUGAAGGAACCAUGCCCCCGUCUGAAAUAGAACUGUUCCCAAACUUGGCCAAGCAUGCUUCGAAAAUAGAAGAAUUGGAGCUCUGUAAGGACCUGAUCAAAGAAGCGUCCAACGAAAACGCCAAAGCGGAAAGUCUCCGACGUGCCAGUCAAGAGAGAUUCGAAGAGAAGGCACAGAUGUGGAAAAUCCAAGCAGACAUUGCCGUCCAGGUUCGCAAGCAAGCCGAUCGUAGCUCCAUGGUUGCAGAGGAGCUGGCCGAACAUGCAGAAGAAGAGAGGGAUGCAGCCAAUUUGCGUCACGUCGCCCGCGAUAAGGCCGAGGCCAACGUCCAGGAGAGAACUUCCCAUCUCGAAAGCGUUCGAGCACAGCUAGCAGAGGCAGAACGAGCUUCUUCGGACGCGGCUACAUUGGCAGUAGAAACUCGGAAGCGAGCGGAUUCCCUUGCCAUCGAGGCAGAAGCCGCCACCGACUUCUCACACAAGAUUGCUGCUGUCGAGAAAUGCAAAAUUUCCAGGGAGAAAGCCUUCGCCGCGUACGAAGCAGCUCGAGUUAUCAAGGACGACAAAGAUGCUGUUGCCGCAGAUACAAAGCGUCUUUUGGAAACAAACGCUGAGGUUUACACAAGUGCCGUUCGAGAAGCCGCUGCCGAGAGCCAUCGUGUCAACACGGAGCGCCUUUCAGAAAAGAAAGCAAUCUUGGCUUACAACAGGGCAUUGCUGACUCGAAAACAGGCCGACCAUGCCAAGGCUCUGUCAAAGAUCGCAAUGGCGACGUCGCAAGAGAAAUCCCUUGCUGCGAAACAAGCACAAGAGUACAAGAUUCGAAGCAGCCGGGUAUCGCCUAUCCCAGCGACCCUUGCCAGCCACACAUGGCUCCACACAACACGACACAAGUAUUGGGAAAAGACACUUAGUCUACCACCUUUCCAUGUCCUGAGCAUGGCACAUCAAGGGUUGGCGUUGGCGCACUCCAAAGACCACAAGACAGUCCAACGAAAGAUGGUUCAUUUCACAAGGAACCAUCUCUGUCGAAUUUUUCCAUCCAAUUCUUCCAUUUCCGAUUCAGCAAGCAAGAAUUUCGACCCUGUUUUGCCCUGGUCGUUGGGAUGUCAACUUGUCGCCGCGAACCAUCAUGCACCAGAUGAAAAUUUGAUGCUUGUUGCAGCUCGAUUCCGUCAAAACGGAUCUUGUGGCUACGUUCGCAAGCCAUCAGCUCUCACUCGACCAAGCAACAUCAGCAAUAAAGAGCAACGUUGGAGGAUCCGUGUGUUGCGGGGGAGUUACUUGCCGAAGCCUGAUGUUCGGGUAUCGUCUCAUCAUCAUACAAACAGAUGCGUGAGACCUUUUGUGAAAGUGGUGCUCCACGACGGUGAGGAUCCAAGUGAGAAGGGACAGCAACACAGAACCAGCGUGGUCCCUUCCAAUGGAUUGAAUCCAGUCUGGGACGAUAAGCAAGGCUUUGAGUUUGUGGUGUCCCAGCCCUGGGUUGCGAUGUUAUCUAUUAUGGUCUUUGACAAGUCUGACAAUGGGAUGGAGGACUUUAUUGCUGGGUCGGCGGUACCCGUCGCCCACCUGCGACAAGGGUAUCGAAGUGUUUCUCUCUUUGAUUCAUCCCACGUUCGUGGUGGCGCCUACACCUUUGCUUCCUUGCUUGUUAACUGCCAAAAGGUUUCCUAA
Seminavis robusta is the source of this 4590-nucleotide messenger RNA. The record is from the annotation of a GenBank genome assembly. NCBI's taxonomy places the organism in Eukaryota, Bacillariophyta, Bacillariophyceae, Naviculales, Naviculaceae.